GCAAGCAUGAAUGCGAAAAUCAAUUAAUGGGAAUCGUAUCGCCUCUCUCCUCUCGCACGACCCUUUUUAGCCGCGGUUGCUGCAGAGAGACAUACAGGAGUCGAGCCUCGCUCUCUCUGUUUCUCUCUCUCUCAACCUUUUUGAUCUCUGUCAUCAUCGUCAUCAUCGAGAUUUUGCUAAAGCUUUCCCCUCCCCUUUGCCUCAGAUUCAGAUAUAUAUAUAAUUUCCUCGGUGCAGAGCGAAAAGGGUGUGCCCAUCAUCUUCUAGUUUUCUUUUGCUGCUGCUCCUCUCGUCAAACUCGCACUCCCUCUGAUGCAUUGAAUACUUCGCCGCCCAUUAAUCUCUCUCGCGCGCGCGCGCGGGGGCGAGCGCGCGAAGGGACCGACCUCCUCGAGGAUCGAUCGACCCGUCGUGGCGGCGGCGGCGGCGGCGGCGGUUCCCCUUCGCGUCGUCCCCGCGAUCCGACGGCCCAGAUCUUCUCGUCUGUGAUCGUACGGCCGGGGAUCCUCUGUCAGCCCGUCCCUUCUCCCUCUCUCUCUUUCUCUAUCUUAUCUCUACUUACUAAGUUGUGUCUUAUGAGCUAUGGAGCCUCAUGAUCAUAGAAGACAAAAGAGACAGAAUAAUCUUUUGCAUGCAAAUGGCGAAGGCAAUGCGACCACUGUUGAUGAAUUAGAUCCUUGGACUGCGUGGGCGUACAAGCCACGGACCAUAUCCCUCUUACUAAUUGGAGCAUGUUUUUUGAUAUGGGCAAGUGGAGCUCUUGAUCCAGAAGGCAGUGAAUCUGGUGAUCUUGUUACAUCCGUGAAAAGGGGUGUGUGGGCCAUGAUUGCAGUGUUUCUAGCUUAUUGCUUGCUGCAAGCCCCUUCCACGGUUCUUAUUAGGCCUCAUCCUGCAAUCUGGCGCCUAGUCCAUGGGAUGGCUGUUAUUUACCUUGUUGUGCUCACAUUCUUGCUUUUUCAGAAGCGUGAUGAUGCUCGACAAUUCAUGAAGUUUCUCCAUCCUGAUCUGGGUGUCGAACUUCCUGAACGAUCAUAUGGAGCUGACUGCAGGAUUUAUCUGCCAGAAAAUCCUACGAGCAGGUUUAAGAAUGUUUAUGAUACACUGUUUGACGAAUUUGUGCUUGCCCACAUCUUUGGCUGGUGGGGAAAAGCGAUAUUGAUUCGUAAUCAGCCACUUCUGUGGGUGCUUUCAGUUGGAUUUGAGUUCAUGGAGCUCACAUUUCGUCACAUGUUACCGAACUUCAAUGAGUGCUGGUGGGACAGCAUUAUUCUGGAUAUAUUAAUAUGCAACUGGUUUGGUAUUUGGGCCGGAAUGCAUACUGUCAGGUAUUUUGAUGGGAAAACAUAUGAAUGGGUUGGUAUAAGUCGACAGCCUAAUGUCAUAGGGAAGGUUAAACGGACAUUGGGACAAUUCACCCCAGCUCAGUGGGACAAAGACGAGUGGCACCCCCUGCUUGGUCCAUGGCGUUUCAUUCAAGUCCUUAGUCUUUGUGUAGUCUUCUUGACGGUGGAGCUGAACACAUUCUUUCUCAAGUUUUGUCUGUGGGUUCCUCCUAGGAACCCGGUCAUAGUGUAUAGGUUGAUCCUAUGGUGGCUCAUUGCAAUCCCCACAAUCCGUGAAUACAAUUCAUAUCUCCAGGACAGGAAAAAAGUGAAAAAGGUUGGGGCUCUAGUUUGGCUUUCGCUUGCAAUAUGUAUUGUGGAACUUCUCAUAUGCAUCAAGUUUGGACAUGGUUUGUAUCCAAACCCGAUGCCUCGGUGGUUGGUAGUCUUCUGGUCUUCGGUUGGUUCGGGCAUCGUAGCAUUUCUGAUUGUUUGGUCGUGGCAGCUACAUAGAAGCAUGCUAAGAAAGAGGCUUUGACUUAGGAUAUAUCAGGCAUUGAUUCUUUGAUUUCUUUUUCUUCCUUGUACUGAUGUACAUACUUUUAACAUCUUGAAGAAUUGUAAAUGCUUGUUUUGCUAGGUCAGGGAGAAUCGGAGUCCUUCUAGAGAGUAGUGAGUUUGCGUUGUUCUCGUUAAAGGGGCGAUGUUUCUUUUUCUUUUAGCUGUUACGGUCGGAGAGUUGCUUCCAUGUUUUUGCGACAUUCGCAGUACUGUUGGUUUGAUAAUUCUAUGCAGCUUAGCCAUUUAGAAUGUG
This is a messenger RNA of Syzygium oleosum, 2136 nucleotides long. Its product is annotated as CDP-diacylglycerol--serine O-phosphatidyltransferase 1. The record is from RefSeq and is a predicted model, not a curated record. The coding region runs from base 583 to 1860 and encodes 425 amino acids. Gene Ontology annotation, biological process: phosphatidylserine biosynthetic process. The transcript has 13 exons. Gene Ontology annotation, molecular function: L-serine-phosphatidylethanolamine phosphatidyltransferase activity. Lineage: Eukaryota; Viridiplantae; Streptophyta; Magnoliopsida; Myrtales; Myrtaceae.